Messenger RNA from Marasmius oreades (fairy-ring Marasmius), 1962 nucleotides. RefSeq lists its product as uncharacterized. The transcript is spliced from 4 exons. Lineage: Eukaryota; Fungi; Basidiomycota; Agaricomycetes; Agaricales; Marasmiaceae. Gene Ontology annotation, molecular function: DNA-binding transcription factor activity, RNA polymerase II-specific; zinc ion binding. The record is from RefSeq and is a predicted model, not a curated record. Bases 1 to 1962 code for a protein of 653 amino acids. Gene Ontology annotation, biological process: regulation of DNA-templated transcription.
AUGACCUUCGAUAACGACGACAAACAACCCCUCGAUACCGCCAGUAACAGCGUCGGCCCUGGUACCAGCUCACUCCCAAGCAGCCUUCUUCCACAUCUCUACACCCGUCCUACCACAAGUCGAGCUUCAAGGGAUAGUGGCACAAGGACCACACUACUUUCGACCAACGAUGGCGAUGACGAGGCCGAGAAUGAUAAUGAGGAUCAAGUGAAGCUAAAGUCGGACAUUGGCUCUGGCAGCGAUGUAAAGCCUAGUAGGCGUUUUAUGACAGCUCCUGUGGCUUCGGCUUUGAACUAUCAUCCUCCGUCGCCGUCGUCGUCGACGUUGCCCUUCCCCUCUCAGCAGCAACAGCCACGAUCGCAUUACUCCAAUGGGGAACCUAUUGCAACCUCAUCGAGUGGUGGAACAGUCAGUGGCUCCAACGCCAGUCUACCACGAACUGAUACUCGCCAGGCUCCGAUACGCAGCGAUCCAGCUUAUUAUGCAACAGCAUCUGGUAGCGGGUUCAACUACGGGCAAAGUGGCAGUUAUCCCAGUCAUCCGAUGGCUCCAAGUUCAAGAAGGCUCAGCUCAGGUCGAGUAGGAAGUGGAAUAGAGGCGAAUGCAGGAAUAGGUUACCAUCAAUCAGUCUCGUACCCUCCGACUUCCCUAUCAGUUUCCGGAAUGUCGGGUUCGCCAAUCAGUCCCGAUAGUCCCUAUUACCAGACGUAUAGCGAUCCGACAACGUCCCAAUCUUCGGGGAGUCACAGACCCCAUUAUCUUCCGAAUGCAGCCCUUCCUCAUGGGCGAGAAUGGUCCCACUCGUCCACGAGCUCCAUGCCUGAAAAUCAGAUCAGCCUUUCGGAUGUACCAUUUGAAGCAUGUCAACACGCCGUUGUCCAUGAUCGCACAAGGAAAAGAAGCUCGGAAGAUGAAGGACGACCACCAAGCUCCUCUAGUGGUACCACGACAACUGGCAUUGGAGACAACACUGUCGAUCCCGAACCGAACAGUAAGAGAAAACAAAAGGCGGAUAUCGCUUGUGACUUUUGUCGAGGCCGUAAACUCCGCUGCGAUACAAAAAGACCCCAAUGUUCCAAUUGUGCAUCGAGAGAAAAUCAGGUGUGCCAUUAUAAGGAGUUUCAGAGACGAAGAGGUCCUGGAAAGGCGAACAAAGGAUCGAAGGUAGCCGCCAAACCACGCAAGACGAGUAGUAGUGCUGCUACGGAACGACAGGAAGUGUCUGACGAGCACCUGGACGAGGUUGCACAGAAAAGAGGCUUGCACACCCACCACCCUCCCACUGCUGAACGAGAAACAGUGGCCUACACAUCUUUCCAGCAUCCGAAUUCAGGAACGGAGACCUAUUUUCGCGGUCAGAAUGAAUCCUUCUACACGGAUCGAGUUGCUCCACCAAUCAGACAGGCUUCGAUUUUCGGCCACGCCCAGCUACCUCCCCUCUAUCCUGAGCAACAGCCUCAGUAUCAUCAAGAAUUUCCUCCCCUUCCCUAUCCCACUGCUUCGUCCUCAAAUCGCUGGCAGUCUUCGAAUUCACAGCCUGACGUUACUGUCAAGCAUGAGCCGCAAGUUCCAAUUUGGGAACCUCCUCUCCCAUUACAUCCGUAUCCGCCGACCCCAGUAGACAUGAAGCAUGAGACUCCAGAGGACGAUCGUCACCAAGCUCGAGAGAGAUUUGAUGCGCGGUACGAUCCAUACGCACACAGGGGAUCUGCCUAUCCCGUGUUCGACGAGCAGUAUGGUUCGGAUGACCCAAGGCAUAUGUCCUCGGAAGCACAGGUGUACCGACCUGUUCAUCGUGAUUCGCAAGGGCAAUUUCCAAGUUCGGCGUCUUCACGUUAUGGAGUAUACCAUUCGAAUCGUUCAGGUGUGGGGAGUCAUCUGAUGUCAAACAGGAUAGAACGUCACCGGUCGAGUUCGCCGCCUGGUGAAGGGGUCUCUCUGAAUGCGUCUGACGUCCUUUGA